AUGCAUAACUGCUCAUUAAAUAUUAUUGAAUAUAGUCAAUUUCUUCAACUACAAAUACGCUCUGCCAAUACCUAUACAUUUUUAUUAUUUAAUGCACGUAUUUGUCAUCUCUUAACUGUUACACAAUGUGAAGUUUUAUAUGCACCAUCAUUAGUAACUAACAAUAAUAAUAAUAAUAAUAAUAAUAUUUCAACAAAAAUCGAUUCCAUAGAUAGUUAUUUUCGUACUUUUAUUCAAACAAUGAAUCAUAAUGAAUGUGAAAAAUAUUCCAAUACAGUCCGACGAAAAUUUAUUUUAUUUAUUAUUGGAAUUAUCCUAUCUGUUCUUGUUAUUCUAUUAAAUACAAUUGUAACAUUAACUAUAUUAAAUUCAACAAAAUUACGUUCAUUAAUAACUAAUCUCUUUUUAUUGAAUUUAUCUAUUGCGGAUUUCCUAAGUGGCUUUUCAUUUCUCUAUCCAUGUCUUAUGAAUAUACUAGUAGAAUAUGCUGUUGUUAAUUACAAUUCAGCAUUAUUAGAACGUUUGAAUGACAUACGUAAUAAUUAUUAUAUUUGUUUAAUAGCCUAUGCUUUUAUUAUGUCUGGUAUGUUAAUGUCUGUAUCAAUAUUAUUAUCGAUAUCAAUUGAUAAAUAUAUUUAUAUAUUUAAACCGUAUUCAUAUAAAAAAAUCAUAACUAAACGUCGAUGCUUAUUAUGGAUAUCAAGUUUAUGGUUUAUUUCAAUUUUAAUCGGUCUUCUACCAUUACUUGGCUGGAAUAAAAUGAAAACAUGUUCUUCAUCAAAACAAAGUUUAUGUGUUAGUAAUAUUAUUUGUCUUAUUGAUCGAGUGUUUACAACAGGCUAUUGUUCAUUAUUUGCAACUAUAAGUCUUCUUGCUGCUAUUGUUAUUUUAUAUGUAUAUGUUCGAAUAUUUUUUGUUGCAAGAGAUCACCUAAUGAGAAUUGAACGUUUAAGAUCACAAUAUUCAUCCUAUGAACAACCAUCGACACCAACAACAGCCAUUACUUUACUAACACCAAACAAAAUAAAUGAUGAACGAGAUUUACAACAAUGUUUUACAUUGUCGUGUUCAAUACUACAACGUUCUAAUGAUGGUCGAGAACGAACAGGUCUUUUUCGUGUAAAUAUCCGUCGUAGUUUACGUGCACUUCGUACGUUACUUGUUUUACUCGUUGGUUUUUAUCUCUGUUGGUUACCUUUAUUAAUCUAUUUAUUAAGUCAUGCAUGGAUGGAUUUCAAAAGUAAUUUAAUUAUUCAUGUACUUAUUCUUAUAGCUAAUGUUAAUUCAUUGGUUAAUCCAAUUGUUUAUGCAUAUCGUUCCAAACAAUUUCGUAUUGAAUUAUGGAAUGGAACAAUAGGACGAUGUUGUGUUAAUCAUCAAUAUCGUCCACAUCCAUCGCCAGCAGCAACUGUUGCUGCUGCUAUUGCAUGUAAAAGAGCUCAUCUUUUACCAUCACUUAAAUCGGUCAUUUGA
This is a messenger RNA of Rotaria socialis, 1473 nucleotides long. Lineage: Eukaryota; Metazoa; Rotifera; Eurotatoria; Philodinida; Philodinidae. The record is from the annotation of a GenBank genome assembly.